Messenger RNA from Cyprinus carpio (common carp), 3353 nucleotides. Its product is annotated as NADPH oxidase activator 1. Gene Ontology annotation, biological process: superoxide anion generation. The record is from RefSeq and is a predicted model, not a curated record. Gene Ontology annotation, molecular function: protein binding; superoxide-generating NADPH oxidase activator activity. NCBI's taxonomy places the organism in Eukaryota, Metazoa, Chordata, Actinopteri, Cypriniformes, Cyprinidae.
UGUCACACUACAAAAAUCACUUCCCUGUGAGUUCACGAAGAACUCUGGCUUACACCUGUUCAGGAACCACGCUCAUAUUCAUGAUUGAUCACUUCUAGAAAGCAGUUCAAGUUCCUGACUUAUCUCUGUCAAUUUCUGAGCAGUGAGGGCCAUGCUGUACAUAGAGUUGAUCAAGCUGUGGGAUGAGGCUGUGAGAGCAAUAGACAGCCGGGACUGGCAGAGUGCUCUCACUAAACUCAACCAGAUCACAGAACACAACUGUCGCACUAUGUUUGUGGUUGCUUCGACACACAUUGCCCUGGGUCAGGUGGACUUGGCCAUCGAGGCUCUCGACCAGGUAAUCGCGAAGGAUUCAUGUCUUGCUGUGGGAUUUUUUCAGAGGUCUGCCGUUCAUAUGAUGGCAAAUAGGCUGGAGGAGGCACUGGCUGAUUGUAUAUGGGCUCAGAAGUUCAUGAGGGAAAACCCUGUUAUUGACUACAAACAGCUGGGUCUUCGCUAUAAAAUGUACAGCUGGCAGGUCCUUUAUAAUGCAGCAGCUGUCCACUCUAGACUGCAGCAAUGGGACAAAGCCAGGGAAAUUCUGACAGCGGCCUCACAGGAGAGAGGAGCGGGCUGGAGCAACUUGAUAGGCAUAGCUCUUGAGGCUAUUUCUAGGAGAGAGGUUUUGGAGCCUCUCUUGGUUCCUGAGGGUGAAGUGUUCCGUCCCAGGAAACAGGAGGUAGACCAGCUUAAACCGAGGGACUUCUUGGGUGAAGCUAAGGUCAUCACUUCUUUGAUUCCAAAUGAUGACUUCAGAGGUUUUGAUCCUCUCAGACCACAGAAACCAGGGUACUAUGAGCCAAAGGUAGAAGAUGGCCAGGACUCUCGUUACAUGAUAAUGAAGAGUGCAUAUGUGGCAAAAGGGGCAGGGGAGCUCACGGUGCCUGCAGGAGCAGAAGUGUUUUUGUACAGUGAUGAUGACAAAGACGGACUGGCAAUCAUCAUUUAUGAUGGAAAGAAAGGUCUGGUUCCCAAUUUCCUGCUUGAACCGAUGGGCAAGAAAAACAAGGGUAAAACCAAGCGAAUUGAACUUGCCAAUGGCAUCCCACUUCCACCAGCCCUAAACCCCCCAAAUCGACCCCAAGCUCCAUCUCAACGUUCAUUAGAGCUGCUCCCCUCCUAUGCCGGUGCUACCCACACAACUCCUCCUACAACCGGCAACUCCACCCGCGUCCCUACACAGCAGGCCCAAACUUCACCUCAGGAGUCUGGAUCAGUCAUAGUCAAGGUGCACUAUUCAUACACCAUGGCUCUGAGAGUCCCUCUAGAAACUUCUUUCCGGGAUCUGCAAGACAAAAUCGCUGAGAAAUUAGGACAGCCUGCAAUGAACAUUCGCCUCAGACACAGAAGGAAUGGCACCAGAGCACUAACACCACUGAAUGGUGAUGAUAGACUGGAUAGCCUGAAUGGUGUUGCUGAAUACGGACGUGCCCAAAUUUGGUGCCAGAAUGAGGAACCUCUGGCCAACAGGGCCAUUCUCUAUCAGAUGGUGGCACUGUAUGACUACAGUGCACAAGGCCCAGAGGAUUUGGAAUUCAGUGAAGGCGACACAAUUGACAUUCUGAGUGAAGUGAAUGAUGAGUGGUUAGAAGGACACAUUGCUGGAAAUAUCGGCAUCUUCCCUCGAAGUUUUGCUCAUCGGGAUACAGACAGCAUCAGUGGGGCAUCAACAGACUGACACAGCCUCUAAACAUCAACAGUGGCUGUAUUAGCCUUGAGUGAAUAAGAACUUUCUCGUGUGCAUCGACAGUCAUGAGGGGUCCAUCUGUUAAAAAUUACAGUAUUUAUCUUCAUGCCAAAAUAUGUCUGUGCCCAACUGCUGUCUCAAUGAACAUGAUCACAAUAACUUUUGAGCAUACAUUUUUAAACUUAAAAUCAAAAUAAUUCCUCCUUUCCAUAUUUUUUUUUCUGUUCUAAAGGUGAAUUUUUCUAUAAUAACAUUUUCCUUGAUUUAUUUUUCCAUUUACUUAAUGAGAUCACAGCAGUCUUUAAGUGCUUUUACCUGGAAAAUAAUAUCAUUUGGAAAUUUAAGAUAAAAUAUAUUACUUAUAAUGGUACCGGAACAUCCAAAUUUCUGUCUAAAUUAGAUGCCAACUGGAAACUCCUGGCUCACCUUACAGAGUGAGUUCAUUUAAUAUUAAUAGAAAAGUGAAAAUUUCAGGUACUUUUUGAGAUCACAAAACAGGGCGGCUAGAGGCCAAAUCCAAAGUUUUAAAUAGUGCUCCAUGGGAUGCCAGCUUUAGUUUACAUCAUUGCCACCCACCUCUUCUUAACCUGCAGCUGACAUGGUAUUUAUCAUAUACAAACUGAACAGCAGAGCAGUGCAGCAAAAAGAGAUUAUUUAACUUGCAUCACACCCAUACAAUACACACCGCUGGCAGAUUUUAUUUCCGACUUGGUCAGAUGUCAUAAAAUGGCUUUUAAAUCAUCCUUGUCCUGUAGUGAGAGCUGAAUACACCUCAGCAAGGUAUCUGUAAUGCAGUGUUUAAUGGCGUGGUGUGCUCUGUCAGACUGGGUACUGGGGCAUGGCACUGCAGCAUACGAUCCCUCUGCUCUUUUAUAUUGCCGUAAUUAUGGGGUUGGCAGAGCCCAGCGUGACGCACAUUUCCCUCAAUUCCCAUUAAACAUUUUGCUAUUAAUCAAAGCCGUAUCGCAUUCUGACCCAACAUUUACCGAUCAGUUCUUCCCCUCCAACCUUCUGUCCCUGGAUUUUUAUUUGUUAAAGAGUGAAAUUCAGCGUUAUGUUUAUGAGCUGUUGUAAAUGGUGUUGUAUAAGUGUCAGGGAGUUUUACAGUUUAACAUGUUUCAGCAUCAAAACAAGCUUCUGUCAGUUGUAACUGUACUGUAUUUGGGUCUUUGUGUAGCGCAGCCAACGGCUGCAAUUUAAUGGCCUUGACUGCGCAACCCGUCAUAAAAGUUAGUUGUUAAUUCUGUACAUCACUUGCCCUGUACUCAAAAGAUAAUGUGGGACUCUUUAUAAAGAAAACAGACAGAAGAAAACAGCCAACUAUGAUGGUGCAAGGGGAAAUCUGGAGACUCAAUUUUAAGCCAAGAGAACAGGAGUUACUCAAAUUAGGUUAAACCAACCCAACCACACAGCUUCAUUAAAUCACUCUCACAAAUACGCGCACACGAACAGAGAAAGAAAGGACAAGGGAAGAUAUUUGGUAUUUUAGCACUUAAUUGAAUUACUGGCAUUCAUUUUGGAGCACUUCUGAAUGUGUAUGUGUGCUUUUGGUAAGUGAGUCAUAGUUGUGCGUGACUUACAGCUGAAGUGUAUUCACUUCUACAGUGCAUAAAGAUCAAUGAGCAUC